AUGAAAAAUCAACUAGACAUAUCUAAAGGCAGCAGUUUGAUACAUGCUUGUAGAUCCUAUAUAUCAUCACGUAUUGACUGCAUGUUGUUUGGGUUAUUAUCCGACAAAUCAACAACUAUGCCACUCUUAUAUUACCUACGAAGAUUCAAAGAAUGUAGUUAUAAUGAUCUACCGUAUCUUUCUUUUACUCUUCAUCAAAAAGCAUGUUGCUUAUAUAUGGCAUUUUUGGCAUUUAUUAUGCACGAUGUUGCAUUAAAAUAUUUACCUACAUACAUUAAUUUUGCUUUACUUUGGGUGAUGUCUAUUGUAGAUAUUAUAACAUGUUUGCAUCCAAGAUGGCGUAUGGAUGAUCCAAUCACAAAAGCAUUAGUGCACGCCGUGUCAUUCGAUUAUCCAACAGUUCCAUAG
Molecule: messenger RNA, 408 nt
Organism: Rotaria sordida
Lineage: Eukaryota; Metazoa; Rotifera; Eurotatoria; Philodinida; Philodinidae
Source: the annotation of a GenBank genome assembly